AUGUCAUCCGAAAAGAGUGAGGAGUCCAAGGGCAAGGAAGUGCUCACCCGAGAGCCUUCAGUAGGUCAUGGCGAGCUUGGUGUCGUGGACGACCAAGAGGUUUCCGACUUCUACGGCAGCUCGGUGAGCGACAGUUACCGGCUGAAGUCAGAGUUGGUAGCACAUCAUUUGGCUGAGAUAGGAAUGGGAAAGUUCCAAUGGUACCUCUUCGUGGUCAAUGGCUUCGGCUGGGUCGUUGACAAUUUCUGGAGCCAAGGCAUAACAGCCGUCAGACCGCCCGUCGCAAACGAGUUCACCGACAUCACAUAUCUCAGCUUCAGUUCCGUCGCCUACUACGUUGGGCUGAUCAUCGGAGCAUCGUUCUGGGGCGUUACUGCGGACUUGAUCGGUCGCAAGCCAGCUUUCAAUGCCACGAUUCUCAUCGGUGGUAUUUUCGCCUGUGCUGUGGCCGGGUCGCAGAACUUCGUCACAUUCUGCUCACUUUGGGCUGUCGUUGGCACUGCCGCUGGUGGCAAUGUUCCCGUCGAUAGCAUCAUCUUCUUGGAGUUCAUGCCGCAAGAGCGUCAGUGGCUGCUGACGAGCUUAUCGGCAUGGUGGAAUCUUGGGCAGGUGAUUGUCUCACUGGUGGCUUGGGUAUUCCUAGCAAACUAUGCCUGUGAGAGCUCCGAGGCUCCGUGCCCGAGGAGUUCUAACAUGGGCUGGCGCUAUGUCAUGAUCACUCUUGGUGCACUAGCCAUUGCCUUUGCCCUUAUUCGAAUUUUCGUCUUUAGAAUGCCCGAGUCACCGCGAUACCUGCUGUCCAGAGGACGCGACGCCGAGGCUGUCGAGGCCGUGAACUACGUUGCUCGAUACAACGGAAAGCCCGAAACAUUGACCCUGGACAUGCUGAAGGCCAUUGAUGAGGCCCAGUCCGGGUCCCUGACCCAAGUCGUCCAGAGAGGACACAAUACAGCUGGAGAAACGAAGGCGCCCCUGUCCUACAAACAGAUCAUCAUGGAAAACUUCAAAGACUACAGCAGUCAUAGCUACCGCAAGCUGUUCGCGGGCCGCAAGAUGGCUCGGCAUAGCUCGGUGAUCUUCUUGAUCUGGCUGACCAUUGGCGUGGCGUACCCGCUCUACUUCGCAUUCAUCACAUCGUACCUCCAAACAAAGUCGACGUACUCCGUCACCAACUCACUUAAUCACACUUACAUGGUCUACUGCAUCGUAUCUGUGGUUGGUGUUGUUGGCCCGAUCGCGGCAGGUUUCUCCGUUGAGACGCGUCUGGGGCGGCGGUGGAUGAUGGCCAUAUCAGCUGUGCUGAGUGGUGUCUUCUUAUUUGCAUACACAAGUGUCGGUACAGAAGCUGCAGAUAUUGGAUUCCAGUGUGCUACUGCCAUCCUUGGAAAUUUCGAGUACGCGAUCAUGUUUGCAUUCACGCCAGAGUCGUUCCCAGCGCCAGUACGGGGGACUGGAACAGGUAUUGCUGCAACCCUGCUGCGGGUUGGUGGGCUGGUAGCGUCUUUCAUUUCGACCUACUCCGGAUACUCGGUGGUUCCUAUCUAUGCGAGCGCUGCGCUUUGGAUUGUGGCUGGCUUUUUCUGCUUGGGCUUGCCAUUCGAGACUCACGGCCAUGCCUCCAUCUGA
This is a messenger RNA of Diaporthe citri, 1626 nucleotides long. RefSeq lists its product as uncharacterized. The record is from RefSeq and is a predicted model, not a curated record. Bases 1 to 1626 code for a protein of 541 amino acids. The transcript is spliced from 4 exons. Gene Ontology annotation, molecular function: transmembrane transporter activity. Lineage: Eukaryota; Fungi; Ascomycota; Sordariomycetes; Diaporthales; Diaporthaceae. Gene Ontology annotation, biological process: transmembrane transport.